UCCAAUCAUACAUAAACAUUGAAUGUGUGGACAUUUAUAACGAAUAUUGUUUUAGUAAGUGAUGGCUGAUUCGUGUAAUGUGAUACAUUUUCUUUCCACUUCGUUAAAAUGUUUUAAAUCUCAAAGAAAACAACUGAAUUCCUGCCUCUGACACAAAAAGCUGGGAGUAGUAUUUAUAAAAGAUAACUGACUGCCUGGCCUGGUUUGAUACACACUGCAGUGAUUAAUGCCUGUAUCUUAAUAUUCGAUGAGCUAACAUGGAAAUGUAAUUUGCUAGAAUGCAAUAUCUUGUCGGAUUACAAAAAUUCUUAUGCAAACAUGCUGCCACUGACUGUCAGUACUGAAAGGAAGGAAACUGAAGACUUUCUGGACUCUGCAGAAUUUAUACAAAUCCAAUUAACAAUGGUGACAAAUCAUGUUAUAGAAAUUGUGACAUAUCUUUUGUGACGGAGGAGGCCAAGAAAAGGACCGCCAAAGUGAAAACGGAGAACAUGUGUCAUUUUGUUAGAAAAAUUACAUUUUUUUUAAAGUGUGUCUGAAUAGUUUCAAAUCACAGAAAAAACGAUAUCCACAGAAAUGAUGAUUUCACUUCAUCUAUAAAUGAACUUUUGACAUGUUGAAGGUCGACUUCAUCUAUAAAUGAACUUUUGACAUGUUGAAGGUUCUCCUAACAGACUAAGGAUAUAUCUGAGGUGUCCACACCCAUCUCAGACAAAGGUGGUCAGCCGAUUCCUUAAUGGCCAAACAUAUCAACCACUAAUACAGAGUCUACUUGGGUUUCAUCCACACUAACAACAGUCCAAAGAAAGCCUUGUUCACCAUGAAUUCUAUACAUCGGUCUGUCUUGAAGCAACACUUCCGCCAGCUGGCCAGCGAUAUUAUCCUGACAGACACCCUUUUGGGGGCCAUGUACCAGACCCAGAUAUUUGAGAGGAAUAUGAUUGAUCUCAUCAAGGCGGAGAAGACUGAAGGAGACAAAGUAUGUAAGCUGCUGGAGCUCCUACCCAAACGUGGGCCUGAUGCCUUUGACCUGUUUUUGGAGGUGAUUCAAAAUGAUUACCCCUGGCUGGUAGCCAUGUUGACUGCUAGCAUUAAACACGAAACUUUAACAAGGGCCCCCACUAAACCUGACUUCAAACAUGAAAAUGACUCGGCCCGUGCCUCCACAGAUCUGUGUGCCAUUGAUACCGAUAUGGAUAUCAAGACUAAGGUCUCAACAUUUAUCCACAAACAGUUUGGACAAAGCAAGCGUAUUUCAGAAAGUGACAAAAAGACAAUGAUACGCUGGAUGUCCCAGACAGUACAUUAUGAAAGACAUCGCCGGCUGACUUCGGCAUCAAGCUCUGCUGGAAAACUCAUGGAAUCAGUCUCCAUGACAACAGAGGAUAAAUGUUGUGGAACUGACGAUGAUCAUAGUGCGGAAAAUGCUGUAGGCAACAAUGAAAAAAUCCUACUGCUAUAUCAGAAGUUACAGGCAUUUAAAAAAACUCAUAACAUGUCAUGUGAGAAGCAGACUGAAAUGACAGCUAAUCAGAAACAGAUAAACGGAUGUCUGGAUACCAUGGCAACAGACGUACAAUAUGUAAUGGAUAAACUGGACGAGAUAGAAGGUGAGGUCAACAAGUGCUAUCUCAUGUUAGGUGACCGUGCAAAAAAUUGUCACUAUCUCUCCUCAUUUAUGACAUGUCUAUCACAACAAAACAAAAGGAAAAAGAACUCAAACAAGAGAAGGUAAAAAGUGACAAAAUGUUGAAUGAAUUGUAUGAAUAUUCUAAAAAAGUGUCACAUCUGGAGCAAGCAAAAGCACAACAAGACAUCUCUAGUGUCUCUCACACAGAAGAGGUUAACAAGUUACAGCAGCAAUUAGAGGAAAGAAAUCAGCAUAUUUUAAAACUCGAACAUCUGAACAAGUUACACACCGAGAAGCAGCGUACUUUGGAAAAUCUGAAAUCCAUGGUGAAAGACCUACAGAAUAAUAAUGGUAGUAUUUCUAGGUCUGUUCGUGUUCCGUCUGACACCGUCUCGAGGUCUGUAAAUAGUCGCCAAACAUCCCGAUAUGCCUUGUCUAAAACAAAAACGGAGGGAGAAACAGGACCUCUACAACUAGGAUCCAGGAAAAUUGUCACAAAUAAGUCUUAUAAGAAAAAAAAUAAUCCAUCCACCUAUAGAUACUGAUAAAAAAUUGAUCCAACUCCACAUUACCAACAAAUCGCUCACCUGCUAUCUAGUCAUCCUUUUUAUACAUAAACAUAAUUAAGAACAAGUGUAUCAAAGACCAGAUAUAUGAUCUCAGGGUCUGGCAGUUAUUUGGAAAGGUGUCUUUUUAAAUAUUUUGGCCAAUUUAACUCUUUCAAACUUACAUUAUGAUCAAGGUCAUUCAAUUGAACAGACUUUCUAGCCUUCAUCCAAGAACGCUACAAGCCAGAUAUAAGGUCUCUGGACCUUUCAGUUAUUGAAAAUAAGUCAUGGAAAUAUUUUAGUCUAUUUAACUGCUCUCACCUUGAAAGGUCAAUGUCAUUCAUUUGAACAACUUGGUAGACCUUCACCCCAGCAUGCUACAGGGACCCAAUAUCAAGUCCCAGGGCAUCUUGGUUAUUGAGAAGAAGUCAUUUCAAGAUUUUAGCCUAUUUGACCCAUCAUGCAUGUGACCUUAAAUGAAGGUCAAGGUCAUUCAUAUGAACAAACUUGGUAGCCCUUCACCCCAGCACGCUACAGGCCCAAUAUCAAGUCCCUGUUGUAUGAAUUAUUAUUUUAAAAUGGUGGUAACUGCAGCACCAGGGUAGUGACAGAGACAUCAGAUAGGAGGAGGGGUGAUGGAAGGAGAGCAAGCACCUGCCUAGACACAUGGAAAU
Molecule: messenger RNA, 2852 nt
Organism: Pecten maximus
Lineage: Eukaryota; Metazoa; Mollusca; Bivalvia; Pectinida; Pectinidae
Exons: 3
Coding region: 821-1735 (304 amino acids)
Biological process (GO): regulation of apoptotic process
Molecular function (GO): protease binding; death domain binding
Source: RefSeq, a predicted model, not a curated record